This is a messenger RNA of Hydractinia symbiolongicarpus, 4185 nucleotides long. RefSeq names its product myotubularin-related protein 3-like. Gene Ontology annotation, molecular function: metal ion binding; phosphatidylinositol-3,5-bisphosphate 3-phosphatase activity; protein phosphatase binding. The transcript has 16 exons. Gene Ontology annotation, biological process: regulation of autophagy; dephosphorylation. NCBI's taxonomy places the organism in Eukaryota, Metazoa, Cnidaria, Hydrozoa, Anthoathecata, Hydractiniidae. The record is from RefSeq and is a predicted model, not a curated record. Bases 177 to 3365 code for a protein of 1062 amino acids.
CUCCGUAUUUUGUGACUUCACAAAGUAGGUUUUACUACGGCAGAGAGAGCACGGCUGGCUGGUUUAUGUCUGGUACUUUAAUUUUUGUGAUAUUUUCAAGCAAUAAAAGGAUGCGAUAGCUUUUGAAAUUGUCGAUAAACUGGUUUAUACAGCUAAAUUUGAAGGGCAUAUAUGUUAUGAGUAUCACAGAUGCAUUGACGUCAUCUCCACAAAGUUUGAUUGAUGAAACUAAAGCUUUGUCAAAUGGCUCUUGCUAUGGGAUUUACAAUGGCAAAGCAGAUAAGAAUCUGUCAGUUUGUAAUGGACAAAAUAAAUCUUUGCAGAAUAAUAUAGAGCACAAAACAGAACAUGAUAUCCAUUUUCACGUGCCCUUUCCCUUACUUGCUGGAGAGAACAUUGGACAAGUUACACGUGGCAAGGAAGCGCAUGUCAUACUUACAAACUUUCGACUUUUUGUGUCUGUACCACAGUGUUUUUACAAUAUACCAGUCAAAGCAAUUGAGUAUGUAGAGAUGAGAGAACUUUUAAGUUUGUUUGUUUAUUGCAAGGAUGGGACGGUCACACGAAUUAGUUUUGAUUCAGCUGAAGAGUGUUCAGAAUGGUGGAGACAUAUUACAUCCAGUGAAGCCCAUCAAACAAAAUCUGAAGACUUGUUUGCAUUCAAAUAUUUCCAGCUAAUGAAAGCAAAUCCACCUUUUUCUAGUUUUUCUGUGGAUUCAGAUGAAUUUGAAGCAUCAAUGUAUGUUAACGAUGUAAAGCGAAUGGGCUUUAACAUUGACAGUAUUUGGCGCACCACUGAAAUCAACUCUAAAUUUGAAAUAUCUAAAACAUACCCGAAAUUUCACAUUGUUCCAGCAUGGAUUACAGAUGAUGAUUUAAAGAAAAUUGCACAGUUUCGUUCUUUGAGACGAUUCCCAUCUGUUGUCUGGAGAAAUAAAUCAAAUGGUGCAGUAAUUGUUCGCUCAAGUCAACCAGAGUUGGGUUGGUUUGGCUGGCGAUGUGAAGAAGAUGAGCAUUUACUGUCGGCAAUUGCGCAAGCUGCAAGUCUGGAUAAUCACGCACAAAAUCAUAAUAUGACGCUGUCAGUUACUAACAUGGCAGCUGCAAAAACAAGUCAAUUUCUCUUGCUUGAUGCUCGUUCUUAUCCAGCGGCAGUUGCCAAUAGAGCUAAAGGUGGUGGAUGUGAAUGUCAGGAGUAUUAUCCUAACUGUGAUAUACAGUUUAUGGGCUUGCCAAAUAUACACGCCAUCAGAAAGAGCUUUCAGAGUGUUCGUGCAUUGUGUUUGAUGGGCUCGGACCAAACAAAUUGGUAUUCCGCUCUUGAAGCUACUCGCUGGUUGCACAACCUGUCUGCAUUGAUCAGGUCAACGCUAACCAUUGUUGAAGCAAUUGACGUGAAGUCGAAGUCGACACUUGUGCACUGCUCAGAUGGUUGGGAUAGAACAGCUCAGCUUGUGUCGCUCUCAGAAUUGUUGCUUGACCCAUAUUAUAGAACAAUCAAGGGUUUUAGGGUAGUUAUCGAACGUGAAUGGCUCGAAUUUGGUCAUAAAUUUGCAGAUCGAUGUGGCCAUGGCAAGGACGACCUAAAUGAGCGCAGUCCAGUUUUCCUUCAAUGGCUAGACGCUGUUCACCAGUGCAUGAAGCAAUUUCCUGACGCGUUUGAAUUCAACGAGUUUUUUCUUGUAAAGCUUGCCCAACACGUGUACAGUUGUCUGUUCGGCACGUUUCUAUGCAACACAGUGUGUGAACGGCGACAGUUAAAGUUGAAGAGCAGAACGUUUUCAGUCUGGGACCUGUUGCUGUCAGGACGGAGAGAUUUUGUGAAUUUUAUGUACGAUGCAGCAAACAAAAAGGUGUUAUAUCCAAAUUUUCAAAUUCGAAGUUUGUUGUUGUGGGAAAAUAUGUUUAUGUCUGGUUAUAACCACAAUCAUCUCGAUGGAUUAAAUAACGCCGCACAGUGUAUGGAGCUGAGUGAUUCGGGAAACUUUACGUGCAACUCAACAGAGUCCUCCAAUAAGAAUAGAGUUUUCCGAAAGAAACUUUCUCAUGAGACAUUGCACAAAGUAGAAGUGAAUAUCGAUAGUGAAGUAGACAAUAGCAGCGUUUCUUCUUGUGCGUCGGCCAACGGUCACGCGCCGCAUGCUAAACCGCUUAAAACAAGCGAUGUGGAGAAGAGCACAUGUUUCACUUGUAACGGUAUAACUAACGGAAAUCUGUCUGAGAGCGCAGACAGUGCGAUUUCGAACGAUAUGGCAUCUCAACGGGAUGUUGGUACGACUGAAUCUAAUAUAAUUGAAGAAAAGACUUCUCUAAAUAAACUUUCGUGCUUUACAGAUAAUCCUGGCGGCGCAGAGAACUGCGCGAUAAAUAACGCAGAGAUCUCGACCAAUGGAAAUAAAUUGCUCUCUAUUUCACUGAGUGCAAAUACUAUACAAGAACCAAUAACUAAUCCUUCUCACGAUGAACAAACGGACCAUCUAGAAAACAUUGCAAAUUCGUAUAAUGAAACUUCUGUUAGUAAAAAAGAAAAUUUUAGUUGUCAAGAUAGCAUGACGGACAGUGUUCGCACUUUAACCGACGAAGUCAACGAGCAUCGUAAGAGUUUCGACGAUUCGUGCGUCAAUGUACGGUCGUCACCGCUCUCCGAUGCGGACCUCGUUUCUUUGCAACACCGAAGCAACGGUUUUUUAAGGGCGCAUUCGCCUGAAAGUAAUCGUUUACAGCGCACGAAAUCCGUGCCGGACGUCAUGACUACUUCUGUUUGCGUAAACACUGAUGUUGCCAGGCAACAUCCGUCUGUCGAAUUAGCACAAAAACAAAAAGAUUUUGAGAAAGAUUUAAGUAGAUACAUAGAUUCCGAUGGUUUAACGCUGUCGUAUAGUUUUAUCGAUAAGAAACUUAUCGACCUACAUGCAAAACAUUCUGUAGAAUUAUCUAGGCUACAAAGAAAGCUGGAUGUGGAAAGGCAAGCUAGAAUAUUUUUGCAGCAACAACAGUGCACGCACGACACCUUGUCACAUUUACCGGCUUCGAUAUUGGAAAACUUGCAGGAUGACAGACUGUCGCUUCCUGACUCAGUGAACGGUGAACGGUCUUCUGUUUCGAGUAUUAGUAACGACGACGGCUGGGAACAGGUGCAGUUCGAUGAUGUCCAACCCACACGGUGGAUGCCAGACCACUUGUCGUGCGCAUGCGCAAGUUGUGGAUGUCCGUUUACUGUAAUCUAUCGCAAACAUCAUUGCAGAAAAUGUGGUGGAAUAUUCUGCGACACGUGUACAAAUUUUAAACUUACGGUACCGGAAGAACAACUCUACACACCUGUUCGAGUUUGCGCGAAAUGCUACGAAAGCCACACGAGAAUAUGAAGCAGCCGAUUUAAAUACUACGGCCCGAUUUGAUUAUUUGGUGAUUGGCUCGUGGUUGAUUGACGUAUCCUCGUGUCACAUCCCUUUGAAUGUGGUAAGACAUCAAUGAUUCCAGAAUAGGUUUUUUUACAUACGCAUCCAGUGAGCUACCUUUAGCUGGCGCAAAUGUGAAGUGGUGCAAAAAGGUUUUUAGUUGCAUUCAUUUGAAUUUUGAUUUUAAUAAAAAGUCGCAAAUUUUUGAAGUAAUACCGGAACGUGAUGUCAAUAUCGUUUAUUUGUUUGUUUAUUUUGUUCAUGAUACCCCUGAACUGAAUAAAACAUUAAAGGGAAAAUUAGAGGGAAGAAGAAAAGUUCUUGAGAAGCUUAAAUUUAUUAGCCUUUUUGCACCAUCCAGGAGAAGCCUAAAUUUAGCUUUCCUGCACCAUUCUUCAACUAGUGAGCUCUAAUUUUAAUCACGUGAUGAAGCAGUAUGAGGAACGAACGAAAUAUACGGUUAAGAGAUGUUGAAGUCAGAUUUGUAACAUUGCUACAGCCUGCUCUAAUCCUGAGAUGAACGUCCAUUGUCCAUUUUGAACAGAACUAAAUAUACAUAAUAUUCGGUUUACACCGUUUUUUGUACUUCCCCUGUGAUCAAUGCAACCGACCAACGUUUGUAAAUGUUUUUUUACUGUUUUUUUAAACUGAAAUUAAAACCUUAUGAAUAUUGGUCUUUCUACACGUCCGUUUAGAACUUCAAUAUUAUAUUGUUACCAUUUUUUGAGUUUGUAGAUAUGUAACUAGAAUAGAUGAAUUGAAAAUAUCACAUUGAAAAAAUAACUAA